AUGGCUGCCGACGAAGUUCUCAGAUCAUUGACAAGAUUUCAGCCUACGCGGUAUCCUGGUCAGCUGUUUUUUAUUGUAUCACAUACUAUUGGUGACCAUGUCAUACCAUAUAUUGAAGAAAUGCCGCAGAUUGAGUAUAUUUAUGUUUGGUGUGUAAGUGAAGUUGAACAACAAUAUUGGAGUUCAAAAAUAACGAACAAGAUUCAAGGUGGAUUUGUGAGUGUAGAAACAUUAAUUGAACAAAUAAAAACCAAUAUUUUGACUUUCAACAGACUACAUUUAGCAACAACGGCUUCGGCUACAACUACUGCACUUACUACCGAAGGUGGAAUAGCGUCUGCAACAACAACUACUGGCACUACUACCGUCACAACCGCAGGUCAAGAAAUCAACAGUAAUCGUUCAGAUUAUGCUCUUCCACCAGUAUCUGUAUUCAAUGAGAAACUGAGAAAUACCUCAUUAAAAUAUUUGAGUAAGGAUUCUAUUACGUUUAUUCGGUUUCAAUUAUUAAUUGAAAUUUUAAUGAGCCUGAAAAGGUCGGAAAGUGCAAAAGAUGACAUGUUAUCGAUUUGUCGAAAAUUUUAUAAAGAUAGUGUGGUCGUACAGGCAAAAAUCGAUGAAUUUGAGAAAGACGUUGAGAAUCCAUUAAAAGCUAUGUACUGGUAUACAGCUGAUUCAUUCGUCACUCAUCUUUUAAAUAAAGUAUGUGGCACGGAAGACGUUGAUCAACUAUAUUACUUUCGAUUAUUUAUUACAAAUUUGCAUAGCCGAAUUAUUGAACUGUAUGCAGCAGCUGCAAAAAAUAACAUUGUUCUCUAUAGAGGAAAACGUAUGGCUGUAAGUACAUUAGAAAACAUACGAAAUAAUGUGGGUGGUCUCGUAGCAAUGAAUGGUUUUUUAUCGACAACGUUUGACGGUACAGUUGCAAAAUUCUUUGCCGG
Didymodactylos carnosus is the source of this 941-nucleotide messenger RNA. NCBI's taxonomy places the organism in Eukaryota, Metazoa, Rotifera, Eurotatoria, Philodinida, Philodinidae. The record is from the annotation of a GenBank genome assembly.